Molecule: messenger RNA, 2523 nt
Organism: Lodderomyces parapsilosis
Lineage: Eukaryota; Fungi; Ascomycota; Pichiomycetes; Serinales; Debaryomycetaceae
Gene: SOG2
Product: Sog2p
Exons: 1
Coding region: 1-2523 (840 amino acids)
Molecular function (GO): protein binding
Source: RefSeq, a predicted model, not a curated record
AUGAGUCGGUCGCAAGUGUUGUCACUUCUCAAAGAUCAGCAUGAUUCAAUUGCUCACACCAGGACCAUAAAAUUGAACUCGCUAUCGCCACCUGUAAAACCGCACGUUCUUGUCGACCUCAUCGAUGAAUAUUUACAGUCGUUUGAUCCCCCAUUGGUUAUUGAAAGGUUGUCCCUCCAAAACAAUCAAAUAUUGGAUAUACCGUCGAACUUGAGCAAAAUACUGAAACAUUUAAAAUACUUGGAUUUGUAUCAUAACAACAUUACACACAUUUCUAGCAGCAUCUUUCAACACGGAUUCAAAGCAUUAGAGAUUUUAGAUCUAUCGUCAAACCAACUUUUGUACUUGCCUGAUUCAAUCUCCUUCUUGCAGAAUUUGAAAGUAUUGUCAGUGAAAAAUAACAAUAUUAAGUUCCUCACACCAUCUUUGGGAGAGCUACAACAUUUGAAUCUAAUAGAGGUGUCCAACAACCCCUUAUCCAUCCCAUCUUUUGAUUUGAUACGAACGUUUCAAGCACAGGCUGCUGAAUUGGAUUGGGUGGCUCAAUUGAAAAAUUACCUACUUGCAAAUAGAACACUUAUUAAUGCCAAGAUUGAGGAAUCAAGAGAGCCAUCACCUGCAUCUCAGGAAUUUCAAACAAUGGACCCAAAACAUAAUUUAGAGCCACAAAUGACCCCGCCAAGUGUACAAAGGUCGCAAAGUGUUAGUGAUAUCCCUAGAUCCAAAUCAUCAAAAGCUUCUAAGCGAAUGGGUUUCAUAAUCAAAAAGCUUGAAGAGGACGGAUCGGAGGAAAACUUAGAGGAGCUGCGGCAACCAGUAUCUUUAACAACCCUUCCCAGACCUAUUAUCCAUGAAGGUGCACCGCAUUCGGCCUCUGCGGCAGAAACCAAAUUUGUCGUUUCAAGCCCACCACCACCUCAAAUAGGAAAUGCCAGCUCAACUGCACCCAACUCAACAUCGUCAUCGCCAUCCAAUGAUUUUGGAGUGACUCCAAAAUCCAAUGUCGGACUGUACUUGAAACCACCAACUACAAGAUCGAGGUCAAACACAAUGAAGGAGAUAGACAGGAUAUUAGAAAAGAAUGAAAAUGUCGAUACGGAACACAAGUCCAAUGCUUAUUUCAAAAGAUUAUCCACCUUACAAGAACAACCAGUGGAUGAGUCUGAUAUCAUGGACUCUCCUACCAGUAAUCAAAGAACUUCACGCCAAACUUUGGACCCUAACCUGCGCGUGCCUCCUUCUUUGUCACUGGAAACUCCACGGGCCAAUACCCCAACCACUACUCCUGCUACUGAUGAUGGCUCACCGAUACGCGCGCCACCGCCACCACCACCACCACAAUUUAAGAGGCGAACUAACCCCAACAUCGUGAAAGUUUCCCGAAAAGUUUUGUUUUCAUUCAGUGAACUACAUUCGUCCAUCCGUAGAUUUACCGGAUUCUGCACGGACAAAAAAAUAACCAUGAAAAUGGUAUCAUUUUUAUACACAACAAAGUCCAACAUUGACUUGUUGGUUGAAAAUCUAGAAAUUAUGGAAGAAAAUGGAAACAAUGCCGAUCAAAUUGCCCAGAUUUUACACACAUGUAUAUCCUCGUUCAAAUCAAUAAUGGACCUACUACAAGAGAAUUUAACAAAGUUUGUUAGCAGGAUUGAUGUUUGCUUUAUUCGAAUGUUAUACUUGUCUAUCUUUGGGUCCUUCAAUGAGCUCAGAAAUGCAUACAUCCUAUUAACAACAAAGCCUAAAGUUGGUGAAUCGAAACUCAAACUCACAAUCAAUACAAAUGUUGGCUCCUCUUUUAACGAGGUUGACGAAAAGUUGUAUGCCACUGUUGAGUCAGCAAUAGCCAAUGCACAAACAAUUUUUACUGAGUUAAAUAAAGAUGUCCACAGAGGCGCGAGUGCAAACGCUGCGUCGGUGCUGUCGAGUGUGGCAGCAAAAGUUAAAGACCUUGGUAAUGUGUGUGGGUCGUCUUUAGACAUCACCAAACGACUCAACACUAAGCUCAUUACAAUUCGAAAUAAUCCAUCACAUGCAACAAAGAAACAAUUCGCUGAGGACACAAAUCAAUUCUUGAAGUCAAUUGUACAAAUUUUGGCCGCAGUCAAGAGUAUUGUUGUUGAUAUACCCAUAUUAGAGGAUGUUCGUGCUCCGAUGUCGAGCUUGACUAAAACUGCCAAAGAGGUUACCUACAUGUUGGAAAUUUCAUCUUAUAAAACCUUAUUGUCGGAUUCGGGAACAAACCAGCAGGCUCAAAGUGCCUCCGCGCAAGCUCCUUCAAUGUUUACUCCAGCGUCUUCACGUGGCCCUGCUCUACCAUCAAUUGCUAGUGGCCCUGUUCCAGUGAGAAAUCCAAUUGCAGGCCCACCCAAUUUAUCGACAGUAAAUUUACCAGACGCACAAACUUCAAUUAUGCCCACGAAUGGUCCUCUCACAGCUCCUCCUCAAUCUAGUGGUCAAAUGUUUGCUAAGAACGGAAUGAAUCCAUUCGAUAAGCUUAUUUUGAGUAAAAAUGAGGAAACUUAG